AUGGGUUUUCUCAAUCUUUCUUGCAUAGCUGAAUCUUCAAUCUCAACCUCAAAUUCUGCCACAUCUUCAAAACCAAGCAAGAUCCAACACUUUCACUACAGUGACCUUGAAGCUGCAACCAAUGGUUUCUCAGACAACAAACUUCUUGGCAAAGGAAGCCAUGGUUAUGUCUACAAAGCAAUUCUCCGUGGUAAGCCUGUAGCUGUCAAAAGACCAUCUAGACCUCACUCUCUUCUCCAUCCUAACAGACCCGUCUCAGCAUCUUCCCCUGAAAUCACCAAUGAAGUUGAUAAUGAAAUCGAUAUCUUGUCCAAAAUUCAAAGCCCCAGGUUGGUUAAUCUUGUUGGUUUCACCAAUGAUUCAAAGGAUAGGCUUUUGGUUGUUGAGUUUAUGAGCAAUGGUACACUUUUUGAUGUUCUUCAUUCUUCUAAUAGAACGCUUAAUUGGGGUAGAAGAAUUCGUUUAGCUUUGCAAACUGCUAAAGCUGUUGAUGUUCUUCAUUCAUCAAACCCGCCUGUCAUUCAUAGAGAUAUUAAAUCUGCUAAUGUUCUUAUUGAUCAAGAUUAUAAUGCUAGGUUAGGUGAUUUUGGUUUAGCACUUAGGGGUUUUGAUAGGAUAAGGUCAACUCCACCGGCCGGUACUAUGGGCUAUCUUGAUCCUUUUUAUGUAACACCUGAUAAUUUGAGUACUAAGAUUGAUGUUUUUAGUUUCGGGAUUUUGUUGUUGGAGAUUAUAAGUGGAAGGAAAGCAAUUGAUGUUGCUUAUUCGCCACCAUCCGUUGUGGAUUGGGCUAUUCCACUUAUUAAGAAAGGCAAGUUUUUUACUGUUUAUGAUCCUAGAAUAGCACCUCCUAAGGAUCCUGUUGUGAGGAAACAAUUGGUUUUGAUUGCGGCCAAAUGUGUUAGGUCUUGUCGGGAAAGAAGGCCUUCUAUGAAUGAGGUUGUUAAUUGGCUCUGUGGGUUGUGUAAAUUGGUUCCAAAUCAUUCGUGGAAUGGUUUCAAUAAUCCUUGUAUGAUGGUUGAAACUGUCGGGCGUCCAAUUGAACCAAGAAAUGGCCAGGUCAGUUCGAGGUUUGCAGAAGAGAAUUUUAAUGGUUUGGAUGCUAGAUUGUCAAAGUCUGCCUUGAGAUACUCGAGGAGAGUGUAUUCUGAUUUAGGCAUCAGCAGCAACUUGAUGGAUCUUAUGGCUACGACCGAGGAUGUGGAGUUUCAAAGAGAUGGUUACGGUGUUGUGGAACAUAGUUUUAAAUCAGCUGAACAAGUUUCUAGUUCAAGAUUUGGUAGUGGAAGAUAUUUCACAAGAGGAAAAAAUUUAUACAGGCCUUGUGGUACUGAUAAGGAUGCUUUUGGUUUGAAUAAAGGCCAUGUUGUGGAGGAGAAUUCUUCAAAACAAGAUGAGGUUUCUGGGUCAGCUUUCAAUUCUGUUGCAACCAAGGCCAUCUAA
This is a messenger RNA of Vicia faba (fava bean), 1443 nucleotides long. NCBI's taxonomy places the organism in Eukaryota, Viridiplantae, Streptophyta, Magnoliopsida, Fabales, Fabaceae. The record is from the annotation of a GenBank genome assembly.